Molecule: messenger RNA, 1694 nt
Organism: Polyodon spathula (Mississippi paddlefish)
Lineage: Eukaryota; Metazoa; Chordata; Actinopteri; Acipenseriformes; Polyodontidae
Product: transcription factor LBX2-like
Exons: 3
Coding region: 213-1100 (295 amino acids)
Biological process (GO): endocrine pancreas development; regulation of DNA-templated transcription; spinal cord motor neuron cell fate specification
Cellular component (GO): nucleus
Molecular function (GO): DNA-binding transcription factor activity, RNA polymerase II-specific; sequence-specific double-stranded DNA binding
Source: RefSeq, a predicted model, not a curated record
AAAACAACAACUGGGACAGGAAAGAACCACAAUUACAGCAAACAAAAAACAAAAAACAAAAAAAAACAGCGUGUGCUUCUUUAUUGCCUGGACAGCCCGACGACAGAAGAACACUUCUCCUAAAUAUAUAUAUUUUUAAGCGCUGCAUUGGCCGCUUCCUUUGAUUGUCAUUUUUCGUGUCGAGGUGCCUCUCUGCUCAGUGGAAUCCUACGAUGAAGCAGCUCUUCUGUGUGGAGUGGCUGUCCCAGAGCAGCGAUCGCCCCCCCUGCCCGGCUCUCCCUGAACCCCAGGAGGGGCCGCUGCCGGGGACCCCCCAGGAGAGCCUCCCCGGCUUCUACGCGAAGGUGGGCGCAGGUUUGGGCGCGCAACAGCAGCCGCCUCAGAGCCUAGCUGACUCGGACACCCCGCUGCAGUCGCCCGGAUUCCCGACGGGUCAGAGGAACCGACUCUGCACCGCAGCCGUGAGCGACGCAGCUUCGGUCAGCAGCGCGGACGAGACGUCAGGGUACGAGAGCGAGGGCUGCCGCUCGGUGUCCCCGGUCUACCCACUGUCUCCCCCCAGGCAGGGCAGCCCCGGACCCGGCGGGGACGCGCACUCUGAGCCCCCGGGAGGGCCGAGCCGGCGCCCCCGCACCGCCUUCACCGCGGAGCAGAUUAACCGGCUGGAGAGGACAUUCAAGAAGCAGAGCUACGUGGGGACGAGAGAGAAAGAGGAGCUGCGGAAGAAAUUGAACCUGUCCGAGAAGCAGAUCAAAAACUGGUUCCAGAACCGCCGCAUGAAGCUGAAGAGGACCCUGCAGGACGCUCUGGCCCAGGCCUGCCACGCCAAGGUGGCUUCCCAGCUCCUGCACUACCCCGAGCUCCAGGCUUACGGCCCGGGCCCCUUCGCUGGCUAUUACCCGGCGCAGGACGGCACGGCAGCGUACCUGUCAGCGAUGCAGUACCAAGCGCCGCUUGUGAGCGCGCUCCCGGCCCUGCCCAUGGAGGCGGCCGUGUACCCCUACGGCGUGCCAUCAGGAGUGGUCAUACCGGCAACCAGCGCCGGUCCCGGUAACGGCAAUAUGAUGCGGAGAUACCACCCGUACGCACCCUAUUACUGACAGGACCGCCGCACCGAGAGCCGAUAACCAGCUAUUGUUGGCUUCUCUGUUGAUGUAUAGCGCUCUGGGAAAGCGGGCGGCUGCUUUGAGAGACCAGAAACAGUUUCAAAUAUGAUCGCAAACCCGCUUUGAUACCCUCCAGCUAGGAUGGUAACAAAACUCCCAUUGGAUUGCAGUUUGAUCCAUUCCUGGUUUUAUUAAGGGUUUAAUAAUAAGACACACCUGGGCUUGUUGCCUAGACACACUGUGGCUCAUCAAGCUGGUGGUAAAACCUGGAAUGGGUGACGCUGCUGUGCAAUAAGAGUCUCGUUUCCAUCCACGUUGGGUUUAGUAGCCCAAUUUUAAGGACAGUGCAACAUACAGCUGCUUAUAAGUGCUCGCUAUGGCUGUGCUCUGAUUCUUGAUUGACAGUGAAGGAUUUUGACAGGAUCUGUGUAGAUGGGUGUUUGGUUUGCAGUUCAAGCGGAUACAGUGCAAUAUUGGUUUCUUCUGUUAUAAUUAUUACGAUUGUUUUUUUUUAAAAAAAUGAUAUUCUAUUUAAGAUACAAAGUGUAUAUAAUGUGUUUGUGGGGUUUUCUUUUCUAAAGAAAAAUC